UUAAUGUGACAUGCUAAAAUGACAAAAAGGUUCACCUAUUAUAAAUGAGCACUCACCGCUCAAGCUACAGUUACUUGCUUAAGUGUUUCUCUCGACCUCUUCAAUAGCUGGUAAGAGCUAAGGCUUGAACUGCUAUGCAUUUCAAAGCUGUCAUCUUGGCCUGCUUGGCUACGCUAUACUGGACAUCAGAGACACUAAAUGCAAGCGCGGGGAGACGUUUAGAUGUGCUACACGCAAACACUCGCAACUCUUCUCUGUGGUCAACGCUCUCUAACAAUAAAUCUCAAAUGCACAACGACAAUAAAAGAAAUGAUAAAGUUUCUAUGCGUGAUGACGUCAGUGGGACUGGGCACAAGCGCGCCAUCCCCGCUGUUCUCGCUAAGAUCGCUGCCAACAAACAGGUGCAAGAGGCUGUGGUGGAAAAAGGUAUCGAAGUGGCGGGGAAAUUGAUUGACAAGCAGCUGAAGACUUGGGAAGAGCAAGGGGCAAAGGCGGAAGCUUUCCUGAAGAAGAAGAUCAAGCUUGACAUAAUGCCCGACAAAGGGUGGGAAAGCACAGACAUGUUCGUCCCUGCGGGGUACCAUAUUAACUCGCAUCUCGAGAAUGAGAACGCGGAAGAUGAUCUCGACAAGCCAUCCCCUACACCGUACAACUACCCAGCAGGCAUUGGAAGCGUCAUCAUGAACGGAUGCUGGGGGACUGGGUACAAACCAGGAGACCCCUGCUAUAACGCCAUGGAAAACACCACACAAUGCCGAAACAUGAUUGAUGGUGCGGCAUUUAUUGGGGUCGGCUUUGAUCUGAGAGGAGAGUACAGCCCUGAGUCUAGAAAAAUGAGUAUUAUUCAGAGGAGCUGUGGCGGGCAUUCAAUGUACGACAACUUCCAAGUGCCAGAUACCAUGAAUGUCCACGGCAUCUACGACACAUCAGCCACGAUGUUCACGUUCUCGUCCCGGUCUGAGUAUCAGCAUUUCCUCGAGGGGGAGGCCGGAGUCUCGGGGUCGCUCUUCGGCUUCUAUGGCGGCGUGAAGAAGGCAUGGGGCAGCUCGACGAGUACUUCGUCAAAUAGCUACUUGUCUGUCUUUGACAUCGACGUUGAUAGGUACGAGAUCUUUAAAGACGAAGUGAAGCCUCAAGAUUUAAGCAGGGCGUUUUUGAGAGAGUUCAUGAGCCUUCCCGCCUCUUACUUUGACAUUAAGGCUCCACUUGUUUACCAGGAUUUUGUUCUUCGUUGGGGGACACAUUACAUCAAGUCGGCAAGAUUUGGAGGUCAGCUGGAGCUAAGAAAAACGGUCCAGCGAACUUCUUCACAGACCAAAGAACAGGUAUCAGAAAAAAUGGAGGCUGAGUACAGAAGUCUCUUCUGGAGUGCUGGGGCGACGUCUAGCACAAACGAGGGGACAACCAACAGACAAGAGAACAAGUUCACAUCCUCCUCCAUCGUGGUCCAGGGAGGAAGCCAAGAGAUCGCGUCUAUCUUAUCUGACGAGUAUGCCCCGACAUUCAAGAAUGAGUUCAAGGCCUGGCUACAGAGCAUUAACGAUUACCCCAAGGCUUUCAAGUUCCAUUUGAGCGCGAUUACCGACCUAUUGGACUUCCGUGCAAAUGACUUGUUCCCUGACGAAACAAUUACGUGGGGAUGCGAGGGAAAAACCGACCUACUAACGGAUCCAAAAACCGGAAAGAAAUACUAUGAGUACAACCUUCCCCCGACAAGUUCAAGCUCGUCGGAAAGUGCUAGUACCUCGGGCGACGCGAGUGCCACCAGUGUAACGAAGAGACAGUACUGUGAAACGACUGAAAGACAGGAAGUUGGCGAUCAUAUAAAACGAAGACGCGACGGCCUAAAGCGAGCCAUUGAAGUGUACAUGGAAGAGGGUCCCAUCUCUGUCAGUGACGUCAGCUUGAAGGCCGGGGAACCUGGGUGCCAAUCGGCGCGCCGUGAUUUUAGUCAAACAGCCACUCCCCCAAAAUGGACUGACGUCAUUAAUCCUUUAAAUACAGUGAAAGUUACAUUUGAUAUGAAGAGUGAUCUAGUUCCAAAAUCAGCCACAAUGGGUCAACACAUCGCGCGAGACAUGACACGAGUUUUGAAAUUACGGCAUGGUAAGUGGUACACCAGUGAAGCUGAUGAUCAUUUUCACGCUUACGACGGUUACAAAAUUGGCGGAACAGCUCCGACAGACAAGGCCAAAAUUGGCGAGACAGCUUCGACUCCCAACAUGAAGGUGUCCAUAUACGGGCUUGUCUUGAGGUACGACGAAACAGAUGGGAGUCUUAUCCUCGAAAAUGAUGAUUUUGCCGAGUCAAAGAAGUUCUUCGACACUUUACCAGAUGAAUAUAAAGGUCAACAGCUUGCAAAGAUCGAAUGGACGCCUGCCGAUAUCUUUAGAAAAAGCAGCAAGGAUUCUGUUGGAAAUUUGCCGUGCAAUGUCGAUUGGUCUAACACAAUGCGCUUUGACCCAAGAAAAACCUCAGAAGGAAACUGUCUUCACUUCACCGCAUCCACAGCUGGUUCAGUCUUCGUUGUGUUCUCUGCGAUCCCGAAAAAUGAGAAGACUUGGUACUAUGUGGAGAUAUCACCUUACGGCGUAGGCAUCUACAAGGCUCAAAAGCUCCAAGUAUCAACAGUUGAUAGCAAUGCAGUUGGCCUUGGGGACAGUAAGCUGUACCAGUCGUACUUUGUUUGUCUCCGUGAGACGGACGAUAGUACUAUCAUUGAGUAUGGUAAGACGUCGGGUCGCACUAACGCAGGAGAUGUCUAUCUCACGAUGAUUGAUGCAAAGGACAAAGUGGGGGACAACGAACCGCUCAAAGUGCGUUUUUACGCGUUUGGAAACGAUGAUAAUGAUUUACAGGUUAUGGAUGCACACAUACAAGACCGCGCCCAAACCCAAACCAAGUGUAUGGGGAGUACCAAGGAAGUCCCCGGCGAAACCUACUGCCUCCAGGAUUGCCACGAAGCAUGCGAUCCAUUGGUUGGCUGUAAAGAGAGGGAAGGAGGCAAGCCCGCAGCGGAUCAGUGUAACCGCUGCCUUGCGGUUAGACAUGAAGGGACAGGCGAAUGCCUAGCACAGUGUCCGGUCAACCUACGGACGGACAAGAAUAACGUUUGUAGAGAUAGUUACGAGCUGUCAUUUCCAUCGAAAGCUGAAGUAGAAGACUCUGCUAUCACAGGGCUUAACUUUCUGACCGACUUUUCCGUCUGCUUCUGGGUGAAAUUGUCUGCAGAACAGGGGAAGCAGCUGCAAAACGGGAAAUCAUAUCCAAUCAUAUCUUAUGUGCAGCAAUCCAGGCCGGAAGAUGAUCCCAUAUUUCAAGUCUAUAUGCAUAAGGCAAAAACGCUUGUUUUCGGAAAGAAUUUAUAUGGUAGAAACGCUUUUGGUGGUAGGCCUAUUGCUUACGACAAGUGGUUCUCUUACUGCCACACUGUAAACUUUGGCACUAUGCAUGAAGCAGUUUACAAAAACAACGAAAGGGACAUACAUCAGCCGUUAAGACCAUUAUCUGAAGAACAAAUCGCGGCAGGGCCCGGGAUAUUUUACAUCAGCGCGAAUGUGGGCCAACAUCUCUUCCCCGGUACCAUUUCCGACAUCAACAUAUGGGACCGCGCAUUGUCUUACGAAGACAGAAAACAAAUUCACUCUUCUUGUGGCGGUUUGGCCGGGAACGCAAAGGACUGGUACGAGAUUGGCCAGGUUCUCACAGAUCCCACAAAAUUCAACAAAAGAGAGCCAGCGACAUGCAAAGGACCAAUUGCAAGUGGGACGCAGGGAGAUUACUCAGGGGCAAGAUCAGGGCGUAGGAAGUCCUCGCGUGUGCAACGAGCCCCUGGACGCGCGUGGCAAUGGCCCACAAACGGAUAAAAAAAUCAAUAUACCAUAAGAUGAUAUUAUAACAAUAAAUUGUUAUUAGGAUAAAUUGGUUAAAUCACUAAUAAAUCAAUGGUAUUAAAACUCA
This is a messenger RNA of Nematostella vectensis (starlet sea anemone), 3960 nucleotides long. RefSeq lists its product as uncharacterized. The record is from RefSeq and is a predicted model, not a curated record. The transcript has 20 exons. The coding region runs from base 135 to 3866 and encodes 1243 amino acids. Lineage: Eukaryota; Metazoa; Cnidaria; Anthozoa; Actiniaria; Edwardsiidae.